This is a messenger RNA of Laetiporus sulphureus 93-53, 1720 nucleotides long. Its product is annotated as Metallo-dependent phosphatase. The transcript has 7 exons. The coding region runs from base 140 to 1408 and encodes 422 amino acids. NCBI's taxonomy places the organism in Eukaryota, Fungi, Basidiomycota, Agaricomycetes, Polyporales, Laetiporaceae. The record is from RefSeq and is a predicted model, not a curated record. Gene Ontology annotation, molecular function: hydrolase activity.
CGAUCAUAUACUACCCCACGUUUGGCAUCCACGCCUUUUCGUUCAGCUUAAUUCCCAACUUCGUCGUCGUGGCAGGCUCAUGUACCACUCGCACGCCAAAAAGUCCGCACUUCCUUAAACAUACCGAUAUCGUUCAAAAAUGCCUCGAAUACUGCUAUUUCUAGCCGUGCUGGUCCCGAUCUGCGGGCUGCUAUACGUCGUUGCUCCCCAAUUUGAGUUGCUCAAGUCUGUCGCGAGCUUCCCGCUUUCCUGGCCAUUCGCGACCCAUCCUGAAGCACAGUUGCAACAACCUCACGAAAAUGCGGCGCAGCAGCCUCUGCGCGCUGGCGCUGGAAUGCGCUACCGCCCGAGCGACGUGAACGUUAACGAUGUCCAUGCCGCGCCAGGGCAAUACACACGUCGCAUAGUUGCGGUGGGCGACCUCCAUGGAGACAUGCAGAACGCACAGACGGUCUUGAAAAUGGCGGGUGUGGUAGAUGCGGAGGGAAAUUGGAGCGGCUACGUAGACUUCUUCGUGCAGACUGGUGACAUUAUUGAUCGAGGAGAUGAUACCAUCAAGCUGUACAAUUGGAUGGAAAAGCUGCGUGAGCAAGCCCAUGCCGCCGGAGGCACGGUUCUGUCGCUCUUGGGCAACCACGAAUGGAUGAACGUGAUAGGUGAUUGGAGAUACGUCUACCCUUCCGAGAUCGACACCUUCGGCUCGGUCGCCGCGCGUCAGCAAAUGCUCUCCAAGGGGUCCAUCGGCAAAAGCUGGGCAACAAACUACACCACAGCUAGCCGCCUCCCUCUGCAUCCCUCGCUCGGGCCUCCCAACGCCGACUACGACCCUUCCUCUCCCUCCGCUUUCUCACCACUCUCGCACGCCGCGAUCUCUUUCGUGCAUGGCGGGCUCGCGCAGAGCUACCCUGACCUGACGCCCUUCCCCUCGCGCAUCAACUCGCUGGGCGCGUCCCUCCUGCAUAAACUGCAGGCGCGCCAGCCACCGCCACCACAUCCGCCGCACGCGUACCCCGGCCUGCCUGAGGACGCGACGGAGGCGGAGAAGAGGUUGUAUGGAACCGAUGGCCCGCUAUGGUACCGCGGAUGGGCAUUGGAGCCGGAGGAUGUGGCCUGUGCAAAGGUGGACAAGGUGUUGAAGGAGACGGGCACGAGGAGGAUGAUCAUGGGGCAUACGCCAGACUUUGAGAAAAUUGUAUCGAGAUGCAACGGCAAGAUCAUCAUCAUUGAUACCGGAAUCUCGCACGCCUACGGAGGAGCUCUGUCCGCUCUGGCUAUCAACUAUACGCUGCUCCGAUCUGAGAGUGGCGAGUGGCGCGAGCGUGAAGUUAUCGCUGCCCUGUACGCAGACAAGCAUGAAUUCCUGGCAAUCGAUGAGCGGAACAUCCAGGGCGACUUUGGAGGGUUAUGAGCGAGAGGAUCUCCUUGGGACUGAUUAGAAUUUUAAAGGCUGGUUGUUACGGAUAACUUAUUCAUCUGGAGGAAACAUGUAGAAGUAUCGCAAUUCCGCUUUGUGAGGUUAUAGCAAGCACUUUUGUGCGCUUAUGUGUUCGACGCAAUGACGUUGACAUUCAAUGUAGAGCGUCGAAUAACUACAUCAAGGUCGUCAAACAUAAGAGAGGAUAUGCUCAAUGCUUUAAACAACUCCUUUCACGUCGAGCUCGCAUGCCUGUCCUGCAUUCCAUAGUAAUGAAGCUAUGCAUUCCCUUGAAACUCGCAUUAC